Molecule: messenger RNA, 775 nt
Organism: Trifolium pratense (red clover)
Lineage: Eukaryota; Viridiplantae; Streptophyta; Magnoliopsida; Fabales; Fabaceae
Product: F-box/LRR-repeat protein At4g14103-like
Exons: 1
Coding region: 11-775 (254 amino acids)
Molecular function (GO): protein binding
Source: RefSeq, a predicted model, not a curated record
UAUCCACUCAAUGGGAAAUGGGAAACAUCCUCGGCAUUCUUCACAAUCGUCGGCAGCAAUAAUAAACACUCUCGACGACAUUCAAGACGAUAUACUCACUCACAUUCUCUCUUUUCUUCCGAUCAAAGAAGCUUUUAGAACCAGCGUUCUUUCCAAGAGAUGGAUCUCAUUGUGCUACUCACUCUCCACUCUCCACUUCGACGAUAUCCAAAGCGGAGUAACCACCAUAGAGACAUGGAUUCAGUUCUGUCAAAUGUUGGAUGCAAUUAUACUCUCCCCACAUGCACAACAACAAACUCUCAAAACUUUUCAUCUCAAGUGUCAAUACAAAUUUUGGAAAAUUGAUCAUCGCAAUAUCAUCAAAUGGAUUGAAGCCGCAAUACAACGUUGUGUUGAGGAUCUUUCAUUGUUCUUGUUAUUUGGUGUCACAUUGGAGCCUACUGCCAUUUUCAUCUCGAAAACACUUGUGGUUCUAAAAUUAUGCAGGUUACAUGUUUCAACUUUGUCUAAUUGUUCUGUUCGUCUUCCUUUACUUAAAAUUCUGAGUCUGGUUGAUAUUAAUUUUGAUGAUAUGGGGGAUUUAAAUAAAAUUCUAUAUGGGUGUCCCAUAUUGGAGGAUUUGAAAACUGCAUAUAUUAAUGCAAGCGUCGGCGUUACAGCUGGAGGGAACUCUGAACCUUCUUUAUCUAAGUUGAUCAAAGCCAGUAUCCGUUUAUUCGAUGUUCCUCUCAGAGCACUUUCUUGUGUGAAAUUUCUAACUGUAACCAAGGUAUGA